AUGAGCCAGGUUGUACUUAUUACUGGAGCCAACCGAGGCAUCGGAAAAGGAUUCGUCACAUACUAUCUCGCGCGUCCAAACACUACAGUCAUCGCAGCCGUGCGAGAUGUCUUGUCUGAGCAAGCGAAACAACUUCAUACUUUGAGCAGGGGCAAUGGGAGUCGUCUAAUUAUUGUGUUCCUUGACGCCAACAGUGCAACAAGCGCUGCGCAAGCGGCUGCCGAAAUCCAGAUAAAGCACCGUAUCGAUCACAUUGACGUUGUCAUUGCCAAUGCGGGAGUCUGUAACUCUUGGGGGCCUGUUCUGGAAGUGGACGAGUCCGAUAUGUAUUCUCACUUUGAAGUGAACACCAUGGGCCCUCUAAGGCUGUUUCAACCCAUGGCACCGUUGUUGCAGAAAGCCAGAAUACCAAAGUUUGUCUAUAUAUCCACUCAGCUGGCAAGUAUUGGGGGUAUUGGGCAGACUCCGACAUUGACUGUUGCCUAUGGAAUUUCAAAGGCUGCUGGGAAUUAUCUGGUCAGGAAGAUCCAUGCAGAGAAUGAGCAUUUGAUUGCUUUAUUAUUCGAUCCAGGUCUAGUCCAGACAGAUAUGGGUGAUCGCGCUGCAGAGUUUCUUGGACUCGAUGCGGCGCCAGUAACCGUUAAGGAGGCCGUGUGUGGAAUCGCAGAGCAGAUUGAUACAGCGGAAAAGUCAACUACCUCUGGUGAAUUCUUUAGUUAUAACGGAGAACGCGUGGCCUGGUAG
This is a messenger RNA of Aspergillus versicolor CBS 583.65, 744 nucleotides long. RefSeq names its product SDR family oxidoreductase. Bases 1 to 744 code for a protein of 247 amino acids. Lineage: Eukaryota; Fungi; Ascomycota; Eurotiomycetes; Eurotiales; Aspergillaceae. The record is from RefSeq and is a predicted model, not a curated record. Gene Ontology annotation, molecular function: oxidoreductase activity, acting on the CH-OH group of donors, NAD or NADP as acceptor. The transcript is spliced from 4 exons.